GCGAUAAUGAUUUGAAAUUGCUACUUAUAACGAAUGACCGAAGAUAAACAUUUUCGUUCGUCGCCGUUUUUCUCAACAAUUGCAAAUUUUUCUGCGUAUAUUUAAACGCUGAAUUACGUUUCCGUGCGAACUUCUCGUUCAAGUAUAAACUAAAUACCAGGAUGAAAGUUUUGUAUAUUUAAUUCACGAGCAGCGAGUGAAAUAUUCGAACUCUCAGAUAUGACAGAAUUAAGUUCAGAUAUACAUCCAAAGUUAUCAAUUACUGUAAUAGAACAAUUGCAACGUAAACACAUUUGCACCGUUAGUCAAUUUAUAGACGAGAAUUCCGAAAAAUUGGCAACCUUUUCAGGACUCUCGCUUAAGGAUAUACUCGAUGUUAGACGAAAUAUUUUAAAAAAGUAUGGAGGUGUAAUUAGAAGUGCCACUGAUUUAUUUAAAAUUGAAAUGAGCAACAUAACUCCCACCGAUUUACCAAGUUUAGAUAACUUGUUGAAGGGCGGUUUAUAUCCUGGUCAAAUAUAUGAAGUAUGCGGCAUAUCUGCAAGUGGAAAAACACAGUUAUGUUUAACAAUUGCAAGUAAUGUUGCUCUUAGACCCAACAGUCUUAUACGAUAUAUUGAUACAAAAAGAGAUUUUUGUGGUUCAAGAAUAAAAGAGAUUUUGUUAAGAAAAAAUUGCAAUGACCAGGUUAUAGAUGAAGCUAUGGAACAUAUCAGAGUAUGCAAUGUAUACAAUUUGCAUCAACUAUUCAAAGUGUUACGUUGGUUAACGAUUGCCUUAAAAGAAGAAAUAGAAGCACGUCGCACAAGGAUUAUAGUCAUUGAUUCUUUACCAGGAAUAAUUUUUAAGUUUUCCAGUGAUCAUAAAUUAACAACUGCAUUGAAUCAUAUAGCAAAUAUAUGUCAUUUUUUAGCUAAUGAAUUUCAUUUAUCGAUUAUUACUGUUAACUUAAUUACUCAAUGGAAUCUUGAUUCCAAAAAUGAGUCUACUAGUACAGGUGCAAGUAAGAAUCGGAAUGACGUGACUCCAACAUUAGGAAAGUAUUGGGCAGGUGUUCCUAACACAAGAUUAUUAAUUACAAAAAUAGGACUUGACAGGAGAAAAAUUUGCACCUGGCACAGCUUCCAAUUAGAAGAAAAUCUAUCAUGUACAUUAACGAUAAGCGACAGCGGCAUGCUAUGUUCUUAAUAAUAAAUAUUUUGUUUACUAUUA
Molecule: messenger RNA, 1212 nt
Organism: Hylaeus anthracinus
Lineage: Eukaryota; Metazoa; Arthropoda; Insecta; Hymenoptera; Colletidae
Gene: Rad51D
Product: DNA repair protein RAD51 homolog 4
Exons: 5
Coding region: 220-1188 (322 amino acids)
Biological process (GO): double-strand break repair via homologous recombination; DNA strand invasion; telomere maintenance
Cellular component (GO): replication fork; Rad51B-Rad51C-Rad51D-XRCC2 complex; centrosome
Molecular function (GO): ATP-dependent DNA damage sensor activity; ATP binding; single-stranded DNA binding
Source: RefSeq, a predicted model, not a curated record